GUGUUUGUCUAAACUCAGGUCAGUCUUGGGACAUGGUGAAAAAUCCAUUCACAACUGGGAGAAGUGGACUACUGGAUUUACAUAGCUAAGUAACUAGGUGGAUGUCAACAGACUAUGUAUGAUCGGCUUGAGGGCUGCAACUAAAUAAAUUAACCUAUUAAUGCAGUCACGAUAUGUGGAUUAAUCGAAUAAUGCAAGGAAGUAUGGGACAAUGGAAUCUUACCCCAUGGAAUGCAUCAGUUUGAAUUGUUUGGAAAGGAGAGACGUCGCCUGCAUUUAUUCAAACUAAGCCAAAUCGUAUGGACUGUAUUUACAGAAAGACAUGCAUGCAACGGUAAUGAACGUACUGUGUGAAUAAGAGGGCAUUGGACAUACUAUUACGUUCUAAAUGAGUAAUUUGCCUCUAUCGCUGCAUUUCAGAUGCUAACUAAUUAUUGUAUUCGAGUGGCGGACUAGCUUAGCUUCAACUAGUCCUCCAUUGCUUUCGAUGGACCCCUGUCGCGUCAGCUUCAUACCCGUCGAGAACGCACUUGUUCCAGUCAAAGUGCUCACGUGAUGUCGCGGAUAGCUGUUGGCCUCUCGGAAUUAGCUUAUUACUAGCCAGCUUUUAUUUGCUUAUCACAACUAAAUAUUAUUUUAAACAGUGUGUGCCGCAAAAACAGCCUAAUUUGUUUGCAACACCGAUUGUUUAUUUCUAUAAAAACAUUUAGUUCGCCAAUGAACGUUGGCUACAUAACAUUAAUGAUGUCAGCCAGACCUAUAUAGAUAACUACAGUAGUUAGCAAGCUAGCCAGAUUGAAGUAAGGGUAAACCAGCUAGUCAGCUAACAUUGCUGCUGUAGUAAUACCGAUUCAAACAUUUACUCCUUGUGACAGUACUUAUAUUGCUAAAUAUCUGUAACAGUGACAAAACUAAUCACUAGUCUCUAACUUUGGGUCGAGUUAUCAGGAGCAUUUCUUUGCAACGUUUACUGGCCAGUCAGGGUGGAAUCGCUAGCAAUUUAAACGGGCUCAAGCUAGUGGUGUUGCAGUGGAACGUCCAGCCAGGCCAGAAAGCCAUCCUGUUUACAACGGGUCGCUUCCUCUCAAAUAAGCAGGUCAUUAACAGGACCUUUAGUCAUUUUGCACCAAAGCAUGACACUGAGAGAAACCGUUUGAAUUCUGCAGUUUGCUGGUGAUAGCCAACUUCAGACAAUAGAUUACAGGACUACAUGUACAUCAAGUUUCAACACAAAAGCAAAAUUAACAUUUGAAUGCCACACGAAUAUGUAGAUCAUUUACGGUUGCUCGUUCAAAAGACCUACAUCAGUAAACUAGCCUCAGGGAUUCUGAAACUAAAUUUAACUCGCGGUGGAUGGAAAACAAUUGACUGAUGCGAGUAGUUACCUAGCUGAUGAUAGUUGCCCUGGCAGUGCCAACAUAAUAAGAUGGAGGGAAUGUCUUGCUAUAUUGGUGCACAUUACUUGGUUUUGAUGUUUCAAUGUUAGUAGUUUAUGCAUUGUAGUUAGGAUAUUAACUAAUUUGUUGACUACAGAAAACACAAACAAACAUUACUAUCAGUUAGUAAAUUGAUGACCACAUUAUUGUGCAAGCUCCCUUCCUUGUAUGACUGGAAACAACCACUAGAAGCCGUAAACUCUUUUUUCAAAUGUAUUUCCCUCUUGCUAUACAUAUUACACAUUGUCUUAAAACUCAGAAGGAACACAAGUAAACAUUGCUCAGUCAGGGGUACCUGAAUCUCAGAUGGCACUUGCCCUGCCACCCCAUCAGUGUGGUUUGUUUCUUGUCACACUAGAAUAUAUCUAACACUAUCGAUUUGACCGGAGGGCCCUCGUUGCAUUUGUACUGAAAGAUACUUGACGUUUGUCUAUGAAAGCAUCAGAAGGAUGCUGGGAGCACUUCCUGAACGGGUUAAGCUCCCCACCAGCUGACGUGUGGCGUUGAAACGUUCGGACGCAACGGGGCUGACAGACCUGUGGACCUCUGCGCAAAGAAACUCAAAGAGCUGAGGAGAUGGCCAUCCUGCUGUGACAUAAUUAGACCGCAGGAAAGGACCCGGACACGCCCCGAGCCGUUUGAAGCCAUGAGUCUCCGCCAUCCCACCUCGACACUGGACAGCCCUUUCGCUGCUUGGCUCAACAGCCUGACGAUAGGGGACUCGGAGCGCAAGACCUCCAGCGGCCAGCCGAGAGAGCCUCCGUCUGACACCCCCCCCGAGAGCACAGGACCAGGCCUUGUCCAGAGAUGCGUGGUGGUGCAGAAGGACCACCUGGGUUUCGGUUUCACCGUGUGCGGAGAGAGGAUCAAGCUGGUGCAGAACGUGCGACCAGGUGGGGCGGCGGUCAAGGCAGGCGUGCACGAGGGAGACCGAAUCAUAAAGGUCAACGGCUCGCUGGUCUCCUCCAUGUCUCAUCAGGAGGUGGUGAAGCUCAUUAAGUCCGGCACAUACGUGGCUCUGACCCUCCAAGGACCACCUCCGUCGGCAGCCGCCCUCCCCCUGCAGCCCCUCGCCACCGACCUCUUACCCAAUCAGAGGACGUCGCUGGGAGGCGAGGCCCCGCCUCCGCCACCUCCACCCCUGCCGGCGGGACUGACCAGCACCCCCACCCAAAGAAUCAGCAAACCACUACAGAACUUAGAUGUGCAGAAACACGCCACUCAGAUCCUCAGGAACAUGCUGGAACAGGAAGAGGCUGAGCUUCAGGACUUGAGGGAGGAGCAGUCGCGGAAUCCCUCCCCUUCACUGGUGGAGCGAAUCGAAAGUGCCAAGAGGCGGGCCCAACAAGUCAGGGUUAAAAUCCAACAAGACCUGGAUGGAACCCGUUCUGAAGCUGUCACAAACUAUCUCAUAGCUGGAGAAGGUCGUCUGUCUGUGGAUUCAUGUGAAGGAGACUUUGAAGCAUGUGAGAGCCCCCACUCCUCCCCUUCCUCCUUGUUCCGGGUGCCACUACACCGGAGACAGGGCUCCGACACGCACUCCUCCUCGGACUCGGCUCAGAUCAUUGGCCCGGAGGAGGAGGAGGAAGAGGACAACAACUAUACGCUCAAUGAGAUGGACGGUCCUUUUCAGGACAUAGAGCUCCUCAAGUCGCGGCCGGCCCACAUGACCGUGUUCAUGAGAUAUGUCUUCAGCCAACUCCUGGACCCCAACCCACUGCUGUUCUACCUGUCAGUGGAGGCCUACCUGGGUUCCAGCCCUAAAGACGCCCGUGCCCUGGCCCCUCAGAUCUGCUCCCACUUCCUGGACCCUGACGCUCCUUUGAAAAUCAGAGUUCGAGAAGAGUACCUCACUGACAUUGAGAGUCGUCUCCAAGCCCAGGAGGACAUCAGGGGACCUCUAUCUGAGCUCCAACAGCAGGUGCUGCCUGACAUUCAGGACCAAAUACAGGAUUAUAGGAACAAGCAGAUGAUGGGUCUGGCCUCCCUUUUCGGGGAGGGAGACCUGCAGACGCUGGACGGAGACCCGGCCAAGGAGAGACAAGUGGUGGACAGACAGGUCUCUGCUCUCUGGGAGAUUCUCUCGAAGCAUGAAGAGGACAGGAGUUCUCCUCUAGCCUCUGCGGUGCUGCUGUAUCUCCGUCACACGGGCAUCAAGCUGAGGGACUCCAGGGUGUUUCCAGGCCUCAGCACUGAGAAGGAAAAGUGGCUCGCCUUUUUCCCCAAAAAGAAGCUCAGCAGUGUGAAGAAAGAGAAGGAUGGAGAUGACAGGAAGAGAAACCCCAUCCUGAAGUACAUCGGCAAGCCCAGGGGCACCUCCCAGUCCACGUUCCAUGUCCCCUUGUCUCCCACUGAAGUGCGUCCGGGCAGCGUCCGCAACAUCAUUCAGCAGUUUGAGAACCACGCGGAGGUCCCCGGGGAGGAGGGGGCCGAGGGCGACCCACAGAGACUCUCCUCCAGCAGCCUGGGCGAGGACGGCAUGGACAGUCCUCUGGUCUCGGUGCGUCUCGCCCGUAGCGAGUCUCUUAAGGCGCAGGGGGAGGGGCGUCGUCGAGGCGGGGCCUCGGGGGCCGAGACGGUGCCUCGUUCCCGUAGCGACGUGGACAUGGAGGACUGCGGGGAGGAGAGGGAGGGCCCCGGCCUGAGCCUGUUGCAUCACAGCACCUCCUCCUCAGCCUCCAGUAGCUCCGCGAGGUCCUUGGAAAACCCCACACCUCCAUACACCCCUCAGUCCACUAGACGAAGGAGUGUGGAUUCCCCGGCAGCCCUGCUCCCGGACGCCCCGGCCCUGGAGGAGGACGUCGUCGACAGCCACCACUGGCAGGAGACCGUGACCCCCGACGUCCUCGCCGCGCUCUGCCCCCGAGAGGUGGACCGCCAGGCGGUCAUCUACGAGUUGUUGACAACGGAGGCGUCUCACCUGCGUACUCUCAGGGUGUUGGAUCAGGUCUUCUUCCAGAAGAUGAGGGGUGUCCUGAAUCCUUACGAGCUGGCCUGCAUUUUCCCCAACCUUCCUCAGGUGUACGAUCUCCACGCUAGUCUGUGUGAAGCCAUGAAGAACAGGAGGGACACGCCCAUCGUCCAGGGCAUCGGAGACAUCAUGCUGGCCAGAUUCGAGGGUGAAGCGGGGGAGGAGUUUCAGGAGCAGGUGUCCCAUCUGUGCAGCCAGCAGUCUCAGGCCCUGGAGCUCAUCAAGAACAAGCAGCGCAAAGACCCCCGCUUCUCACACAUCAUCCAGGAGUGUGAGGCCAGUCCUCACUGUAGGAGGCUGCAGCUGAAGGAUCUGCUGGUGUCUGAGAUGCAGAGGCUCACCAAGUACCCCCUGUUGCUGGACAACAUCCUCAAACACACGGAGGCCGGUUCUCCGGACCUCCUGCCCCUCCAGCUGGCUCAGACCUGUUGCCGGGGGAUUCUGCAGGCCGUCAACGAGGUAGUCAGGGAGACGGAGCACCGACAGAGGCUUCAGCAGUACCAACGCAGGUUGGACCCAACGCCACAGUUUAAGAGUCUGGACCUGACCAGUAAGACAAUGAUCCAUGAGGGCCCUCUCACCUGGAAAGUCAGUAAAGACAAAACCUUAGAGAUCCAGGCCCUGCUGUUGUCGGACCUGCUGGUUCUGCUCCAGAGAGGACCGGAUGACCGGCUGCUGCUACGCUGCCCGUCCCGCUGGCUGGGGGGAGGAGGGGGGGGCAGCGGCGACACCAAAGCCUCCUUUAGCCCCGUCGUCCAGCUGGACUCCCUGCUGGUGCGCUCUGUGGCCACGGACAACAAGGCGCUGUACGUGAUCAGCACGACCGAGAGACAGAUCUACGAGCUGGUGGCUGGGACAUCCUCCGAGAAAAACACCUGGAAGGACCAACUUGAAAAGGCCAUCUCAAUAGCCGCGGGCUCCUCGCCGACGACCUAUAAGGGAUCCCCGACUGUUUCUUCCCCAAGUAUUGGCAGUGCUUCCCCUGUCUCAACUAGCGGCCAUGCCUAUCAGUCCGACGACUCGAUUACGGAGCAGCCGGUUUCCAUGGAGAGUGAAUCCCCUGAUGACGACGAGGGAGCAGAGCCGACCACACCCACGGACCAAUCGGGGGCUUUUCUCCACCGUGAGGGGCAGGACUACGUCAAGAGGCGAAUCGGAGUGGCCGAGGCAGCUCUUGAAGACGUGGAAAUGUUAAGGCACCUGAUUUUCCGCGACCUGGAGGAAGACGGGUGGAGCCGUAACUCGGACGGCACGCCCACCAACGAGACAGCCGACGAGGGGAGCCCGAUCGACGAGCGACGGGGUCCAGCGUCCUCCGAGGCGUUCCUUAACAGUUCCCGCCAAUGGGACGCUGAGCGGGUGGAUGGCCCGCCCUCUGUGGCGGGGUCACCCAGUGUACAAGUUGUGCGGAAAGCUGUGGUUGCGGGCUCUCCUUCUGUCCCUGAUGACAUCACUGAUGAUGUCACCCUGCGUUCGGACCAAUCACCUGAGCCGAGGGGCGGGGCCAAUGUCCAGGGGAAUGUUUUCUACCUGGUGAUGCCUGUAGAACCAGGGGAGGGGCUGCUGGGGGAGAGCCACACCGACGAUGUCACAGACCCCCUCACCCCAACCUCCGUUGAACUCCCAGAUCUGGACUCGGAGGUGAUGUCAUCGCCGGUACGGCAUCACGAGGAAGAAGGGCGGGCCAUUUCCUUAACAUCUGCGAACAACCAAUCGGAGUGGGGGAACCAGGGUCAGGAGGAAGGGCUUGGCCAAUCCCAGAAGGUCCCCCAGAGCCAUGUGAUCAAAAAUGUGGAUGAAAUUUUCCACACAAUCGAGGAGCUGAUGAGCAAGCUGCACCAGCUCAGGAACAUAGAGACCGCUCAUCACCAACUCCUGAAAACCCUGGGAGAGACGCCAGCCAAUCGGGAGUCAGGUUACCUUUCGCGUAAUCAGGGAGCCGUCGACCGUACGCAGUCUCUGGACCUGACCCCACGGGAUGAAGUUGAAGGGAGUCCAUCAGAGCAAGCUAAACCUCAAAUCCUCUCCACUGGAUUUUAGACGUUAUCUCAGUGAGGACUCCUUGUUUCCCCACCCACCCUGUCGUCAACAUACGCACACACACACACUCAUCGACUGACUGGGAUUCAAGCCUCUGUCCACACAACUCCCUCUCACCCCUUGAACCUUCAAACUGAGCCCAGCAUGCACUGCUUAUGGGAGCAGAAUCCAAGAAGUACCCCUUGAUGUGCUUUGUGUCGCCCUGGGAGACCCUGAAUUGACUUCGGUCUGAAGCCAUCGGACACCGGGAGGGGGUCACAACGAUUCUAACCGUAGUCGGGCAGGAGGUCUGGGUUUGAGAGAGUCAAAAGAUGAAGGAAAAGAUGUUUAAAAAGUAGAGAAAAGAGCGACGGAACUGUUGGGUGACAAAUGAAGCCGUUGGAGUAAUCUCGAUUGACAUGGGGAAAAAUGUCACAGAUUGAACUUAGUUCGGUUCCAAGAAGUUAAUAUAUGUCAGAGGAGGGAUAGUUCACGGGAGAGCGUUGUGGCACAUUUGACUGAGUGAACGACGAUGACUACUGGAGAGCAGAAGGACCCCAGCACUUUACCCACGGCGCCGCGUCCCGUCACGUAUCUAUACUCCACCACACUCGAUUCCCGAGGGACACCGUCGGGUUUGUUGCACUGUGCCCACGAGGAAGGAACCGGUCGCCGUCAUAAAGAGCGACGAUACCUUAGGCGUUCGAAACUUCGUCCGCGUCGAAAGCUCGUGUCAAAGGAAAGAAACUCAAUGAAGGAAUGAAGACGGUUUGCUCGUUGCCGUAAGCUACGAAGAGACGGGCUGUUUGCGUUGCCCCCGAUGUGGUCGGCGUGGCGACGCCGCGGGCAACGCCACCACUGCACUCUUCUCUCCUUUGGUCCGUUGUGACUACGACAGCACUACUCCGACAUAAAGCGGUCAGAACCACCAGAAAGGAAACCUACUCAACAGAAGUUUCGGAUGUCUAUCAUGUAGACUUUUUCUUUUUUAAGAAUACUGUAUUUUGUGUGUGCGCGCGUGUGUAUAUAGAAUACUGUGAAUCCUCCACCAUGCUAUAAAUUGAAUAGUGUUGACAGUAGUUCUGCACCAAAACAUGAGACGGUCCUUAAUACCAAGUAGCAUAUCUUUGAACCGAAAAAGACCCUCUGCACGGACAGCUUGUGUUUUUUUGGGGCGAGUAUGUCUGUUAACCGUUGAUCAGUGUGCCACUUAAUGGGGUUGUGGAUGGGAUAUGCAGUGGUUAUGUUUACCUUGGCUUGGUGGACAAUUGCAGACCCCCCCCCCCAGACCCUCCCCCCCAGCCUCCUCUCCCUUUUCUAACUUUUCCGUUCAUUUGUCUCUCUUUGUUUAGUCUUUCUUUUGAGGAGCCUUUCUUCCAUCGGCAACUUUCCAUUUUCUACCUCUUUCUUCUUCAGCGUCUCAAGUGUUUUUCAUAGGUUUUUUUCUGAUGUGUCUGAGUUCUAUACACACCUCGCCUAUAUUAGAGGUUGGAACAGAUUUUUCCUCUCUUUAUCACGUUGCACAGCUAAUUGCUGCACAGUGCAAACUACUGUAUGCAAUACACAGAUCUUUAUUGAUCCUUUUUCUUUUAUCUUGUUCACUCAUGUAAUAUAGAAAUCACAACUGUGUUUUAUAUGUUAAUUUUUCUCCCCUGUAAAGCCUUAGUCCUUUCUUUGAUUUUAUUUUUGUAGAUAUGAUAAAAGAAAUGUGUAAAUUAUUUUCUCUCCCCAGUUUUACAAAAUGGUGAGAUUGUUAGCUGCACAGAAAGAAGAUGGACUUGUUUUCAGAUUCAUGUGUUUUGUGACAUUAAAAAGAACUGUUUAAAAAAUGUAUGCUUUGUAACUUGG
This is a messenger RNA of Esox lucius (northern pike), 8274 nucleotides long. It is a transcript of the gene arhgef11, whose product is annotated as Rho guanine nucleotide exchange factor (GEF) 11. Gene Ontology annotation, biological process: G protein-coupled receptor signaling pathway; intracellular signal transduction. Gene Ontology annotation, molecular function: guanyl-nucleotide exchange factor activity; G protein-coupled receptor binding. NCBI's taxonomy places the organism in Eukaryota, Metazoa, Chordata, Actinopteri, Esociformes, Esocidae. The transcript has 42 exons. Bases 2083 to 6447 code for a protein of 1454 amino acids. The record is from RefSeq and is a predicted model, not a curated record. Gene Ontology annotation, cellular component: cytoplasm.